CAGCCUCGCAGUGAGCAGCACUCCCGCGUGACGGACGGAGCGUGCUUUUCUCGCCUGAACUAUAUAGCCAAAGUACAUUCAGAAAUUUUCAUUUUGGGGACGCCUGGAUACCUCACAAACGAGGAUGAUGCAGCAUAACCUUUGCAAGUGACAUUUAAAUCAUGAUACCACCGCCGCCGCCACCGCCACCACCACCACCUCCUAAUGCCCCACCUCCCCCUCCUCCUCCACCCCCUGCCCUCUUCUCUGGUGGAGGCCCAUUUGCCAGAGGCCCAAUGCGGGCCUCUAAAAUGCGUAAUUUCAAUUGGGAAGCCAUACCUAAGGACACAGUGCUUGGCAAGCAUAACAUAUGGACGGCUGAGAAGAACAGUGAGUUUGAGUUGGACACCAAACGCAUGGAGGAGUUAUUCAGCCGCAAUGAUCAGAAGCAGGUCCAGGCCACAAACCGCCGCAGUGUGCGCCAGUCCCCGAGCAAUGCUUCAGGUCCCGAAAUGGUAACCAUCCUCAACUCCAAGAAGAACAUGAAUAUCGGUAUCUUUCUCAAGCAGUUUAAAAGGUCAGUGAGUGGAAUGAUUGAGGACAUUAUCAACGGUAGAGGAGAACGAUUUGGUACAGGGAAACUGAAGGAGUUGUGCAAACUACUGCCAGAGGAUGGAGAGGUACGUCAGCUUCUUGAUUUUAAAGGGGACUGUUCGGCUCUCUCUGAGGCAGAUCGGUUCAUGGUACAACUUGUCAAAGUUCCUUGCUAUGAGGAACGGCUGAACAGUUUAGUACUCAAAGAGGAAUUCCCUCAUUUUAUGGAUGAAGUGAAUCACUCUAUUGCAGUUAUGACCUCUGCUGGACAAGAGCUGCUGGAAUGUGCCGAUCUACAUUCAGUCAUUCAUCUGGUCUUGAAGACAGGAAACUACAUGAACUCUGGAGGCUACGCUGGCAGCGCGGUGGGAUUCCGCAUAACGUCUCUUCUCAAACUAGCAGAUACCAAAGCCAACAAGCCUGGAAUGAACCUCAUGCACUAUGUUGCAAUGCAAGCCCAAAAGAUUGAUGCAUCGCUGUUGAAGUUCCCAGAAAAGCUACAGCACAUCGGAGAUGCAGCAAGGAUCCAUAAGCAGGAAAUUGAGUCUGAUUUCCAAAAGGAAAUGAAUAGAGUCCAGGUGGUGAAGCAGAAUGCUAGUAAACAACCAGAUCUGGAAGAACAGAUGAAUGAUUUUCUGCAGAACGCAGACACCAGGUUAAAGGACACCGAGACGGCUUUCAAAAACCUUUCUGCCGUGAGUGAUUCAGUAGCGGGGUAUUUCUGUGAGGAUCCAACUCAGUUCAAACUAGAAGAAUGUUGCUCCAUUUUCUACUCUUUCUGUGAGAAGUUCAAACGAGCCGUUCAGGAGAAUCUUGAACGAGAAAUGGUGGAGGUGAAACGCAGACAGCGAGACCGUAAUCAAAUAGCAGCCAAGCGCCGUUCCACCGCCACCUGCUCCUCACGGGACAAAGACAUUGAAGGGGCUGCUCUUGAGUCCAUCCUACAGAGAUUCAACAGUCGCCAAUCCCGCCGUAGAGCCGGGACCAAUUCCACCUCACGGGGGGAUCUUACUGAGACCACCACGCCAGAGAAACUCCCGGCCGACAACAGAGAGGUCAAGAGAGACAGCUGGAUCAAAAGUGCCAUUCAGUCCUCUUUGAUCAAGGAGAGCGUUGAUAAAGACGAGACACCCAUGUACCCAGAGAUUACAAUCUCAAGCCCAGCGCAGAACAAUAUGGAUUCCUCGAUCAAUCAACGUGUCUCUGUAUUCACGGUGCAGGAGGAGGAAGAUGUGCAGACAGAGAUAGAAGUGCAAAAUAUGAGAGAGGUGUCGCGGAAAGUUUUGCAAUACCAGUCCAGUAGGAGUAGCGUUUCAUCUGGCGAGGCCCUGUCACCCAUCCUGUCUCCCAGGCAGACGUUCUUCCAGGAAGACAGAAGACUGCUGAUCGUGACCAUAGAAGAAAACACCUCGAAAUCCAGCUCUCUGCUGCAGAACGGCCAGAUCAUCAAUCGCAGGCACACGAUCUCACUUCCCGAGAGCAGUUGUGGAAACGCCAGCCAAGAGGAUCUAUUUGUGCCCGGUGAUCUAAACGCGUCUCCGGCUCCCUCUAUAGGUGUUAUCGGAAAAGGGAAAUCGGUGGAUUGCGGUAUGAUUGCCACACUGCAAAACUCUACAGAGACUGCUAAAGACUCAGAAACCAAGCCGCUUGAUUCUGAAGAGGAAUCGCAAUCUGUUGACUCAUCGCGGUCACAAUCGGUCGAGCCGGAGACAAAGGCUGAAGAGACGAUGCCUAGCUUGCAGUUUAGUACCACGAAGAGAAAUAGCCAAACUAUAUCGUUCAAAAGCACAAAAGAGGGCUUCAGCCUCAUGUCUUUAUUUAAGCGUUGGCGUGAAAAAGACAAAUCAAAAGAGCUUGAUUCUGACAGCGUAGACCCCUGAUCUUAAUGAAACCUUUUCUAUUUAUUCAGGCAUUUAUGCUAGUUGUCGCGCGGCGUUUACUGAAAACGAGCUUGGUGCUUUGUCACUGUUACUUGCUGAAACGUGUCUAAUAUAAAAGGAGAAAAAACAAUGCACAUGCAAUUACACAGCAUCUGAUAAACAGUGUUGAGUUCAGUAGAAAACGAGACAUUUUUUACCUGCAGUGUGCUUUCUUCAACACAAGGGAGCAGUAUAUUACUUUUUUUAUGAUGAUACUGUAUCUGUAUCUGCAAAAAAAUGAACCAUUCAUGCCAAGAAUAAGAGUAAUUAUCCUUGUUUCAUAUUAUAUAAAAAGCAAUCAAAAUAGCUGGUAAACCUAGUUGUUAUUCGCUGAAUAAAUCCACAAAUUGUAACAAAAUAUUUUUUCCUUGGAUGUUCUUAUUGAGUAAACAGUUAGAUGAAGAAUUUAAUUUUU
This is a messenger RNA of Puntigrus tetrazona (Sumatra barb), 2907 nucleotides long. It is a transcript of the gene fhdc4, whose product is annotated as FH2 domain containing 4. The coding region runs from base 162 to 2453 and encodes 763 amino acids. The record is from RefSeq and is a predicted model, not a curated record. Lineage: Eukaryota; Metazoa; Chordata; Actinopteri; Cypriniformes; Cyprinidae. The transcript has 12 exons.